Molecule: messenger RNA, 336 nt
Organism: Haemonchus placei
Lineage: Eukaryota; Metazoa; Nematoda; Chromadorea; Rhabditida; Trichostrongylidae
Source: the annotation of a GenBank genome assembly
AUGGCUGUCACUUGUUCAUGGUGCAAGGAGUCGUAUCAUUUGAAACAUUGUUUCAAUCGCGAGAAACUUGAAGAAAGAUGCCAUCGUGGACAAUUACGUGAAUUGGUGGUACCACCGAAUUGGAUUCUUCGCCUUCCGAAUCGCCAUCGGAACAAACAUAAGCAACUAUCGAAUAGGGAAAGCAAGAGGCCUACACGACAGUUCGUGGUGAAGCCAAACGAUUGGUCAGGAGGUCCCUCGCAACCUCUUAUCGUGUUCGUUAAUCCAAAAUCAGGAGGAAAUAAGGUCAGUGAAAUCGCUAUCUCGUUUGAGUGGUUUCCGAUGAGAUCUGGAUAG